UUCAUUACAGCGGAAGUACUGACAAUAUAAGCAGAAAUGGAAAUUGUUGAUGUCGAAAAAAAUCUCAAUGAGGAGCUCAUAAGUUACUUCAGAGGGAUGAAGGACGGAUUUGUGCAAGUGGGCGAUAAAAAAUGGUUCUACCCGAAAAAAUACAGACAGCUAGCUGAAGCAUUCAAGGGUUUCGAGGUGAGAUCUGACGAUAUAUGGAUCACUGGAUAUCCGAGAUCAGGGACCACACUUACAGAAGAAAUCGCUUGGCUACUCAGUCAUGAUUUGGAUUUUGAAGAAACAAGAAGAGUCGGUGUACAUAAGCGUGUCCGGUUUUUCGAGGGAAGUUUGGUGAUAAAUGAGAAGUCGAUGCAGGAAAUAUUAUCAAAAUUUCCUGGAGAAGUCAGCGCUUUCCAAAGUAUGUUGAACACUCUGGAUGAACUCAAGAACCGAAAGGAUAGGAGGGUUAUAAAGACCCAUCUACCAUUUGAACUCCUACCAAAAGAUCUCUUGACGAAAGGAUGCAAAGUAAUUUAUAUAUGUCGAAAUCCUAAGGAUGUAAGCGUGUCUCAUUUUCAUCUCCAGUCAUCUGCCCGCCAUAUCAAAUUUUGCGGCAAUUUCCCGAAAUAUUGGGAAUAUUUUCGUAAUGGAAAUUGUAUGUUUGGACCAUAUUUCGAACAUGUUAGACAAGGAUAUGAAAAAAUUGGUUCCAAGAACUUUAUGUUCGCAUUCUAUGAAGAUUUUAAGAAGGACAGAAGGGCUUACAUAAGUGAUUUAUCCCAUUUCCUCGAAUUUCCCAUUUCCGAAGAACAACUGGAUAAACUGGAGGAAUAUAUGGAUAUCGAAAAUUUCCGAAAAGUUGCGAGAGUUCCAAUGAAAGAUGAAAAUAAUCAGACCAUCAGUUUCAUUCGAAACGGAAAGGUUGGAGGUUGGAGAGAUCAUUUCACAGAGGAGAUGAUAAACGAUGCUGAUGAGUGGAUUCAGAUGAACAUCGAGAAAAUAGGUAUUAGAUAUCCCCAACAAGAAGGAUGA
This is a messenger RNA of Coccinella septempunctata (seven-spotted ladybird), 1020 nucleotides long. RefSeq names its product sulfotransferase 1E1-like. Gene Ontology annotation, cellular component: cytoplasm. Gene Ontology annotation, biological process: sulfation. NCBI's taxonomy places the organism in Eukaryota, Metazoa, Arthropoda, Insecta, Coleoptera, Coccinellidae. The transcript has 7 exons. The record is from RefSeq and is a predicted model, not a curated record. Gene Ontology annotation, molecular function: sulfotransferase activity. Bases 37 to 1020 code for a protein of 327 amino acids.